UUUAUGACUUUUGAGCAUUUUCUGGUAGAAGUUACAUUUUUCAAUGACGUAUUUAUGUAUCCAUGAUUAUUUGGGAUUUAUUAUUAUUUAUUAUUCUUAUUAUUGUAUUACUGGGUUAGAUUAACAAGUAUAUUAGAAAACAGUGAGGCACUAUCAUCUGCAACAUUGUGUGUGUUAAAUAACAGCUGGAGAAGUGUGUAAUGAUAAAACAGAUAUGAAAGUGGAUCAUGAGGAAGUAACACAUAACAAAACUGGCUUAUCUUAAACAUGAGAAACAAAGUAUAACCACUCCUGGAAACUGUCAAAAUAUCUUUUCAAGUGCCAUUCAAUAGUAGAAAUGCCAUGAGAAUGAGUGUGAGUAUGAAGAGAGUGAUGACAAGCCUUACUUGUCAGCUGCUGGUAGUUACUGCUGUGCUUCACGCUGUUCAACUUGUCACCGGUUACAGCUUUAACAAGUGCAUUAAUAAAUACUAUGGAAAAACAUUUAUUUGUUGGCGACGGACUGAGGAAAAUAUAUCUGCAAUUGUGGGUGACCUGCCGCUGUCUACAAACAACCUUUCAAUCUCAUUUAACCCGAUUAGGCACAUCGGAGACAAGAGCUUUGUUCAUUUACCAAACCUGAUACAGCUCAAUCUGGACCAAAAUCAACUAUCAACACUCGGUGAAAAUGCUUUUCAAAACCUGCAUCAGCUUCGGCUGUUAGAUCUGAGCACAAACAACAUAUCACAUCUGGAACCCUUUUUAUUCAAAGACCUAAACAACCUUACAUUUCUGGCACUAGGGAUGAACAAGUUAAAAGCCCUCCCAAACCAAAUCUUUUUAACGGUUUUAAAACUGGAAAGUCUACAUUUACAGGAGAAUCAUCUUAGCAACUUUUCCCAAAUUGCUUCUGUUGUUUCACCCCUCCAGAAUAUGAAAACCUUGAACCUUUCUUUUAACAGUUUGACCUCUCUCUGGCACUCAAAUACCUCUUUACCCCCAUCACUGUCAAGCCUAUACAUACAAGGAAAUAAUCUGUCUUCUUUGGGAUGCCAUGUGACCUUUCUCAGCAAGUUAAAAUAUCUGGAUUUGUCUUUUAAUCGGUGGAUCUCAACAGAGACUUUUGAAGGAGUGGAUUUAGCCCAUUUAAACCAUUUGCGUUUGCAAGCCACAAAUGUCAAUAUAAUAACAUUCUUAAAUAAUAGUAAUGUAAGACCUAAUUCUGUAGAUUUUUCUAAUACCGGUCUGAAAAAUGAUAGUUUACUUGAAGAGUUUUGCAAAGUCCUUGGUAGAAGGGCAAAAAAUAUUACACAUUUGAGUUUGAAUUUUAAUUCAAUACGCCAGCUGUUAUCAACAUCACUGCAGUACUGUCCUCAACACAUUGAGCAGAUGGACCUCUCAAGAAACAGACUGAAGGACACAAACUGUUUAUUGUUUCUCAAUAACACCAAAGACAUUCAAGUUUUUAAGGCAGAACAUAAUCUUCUUGAUAAACUUAUGCCAUGCAAAGAAAAAAUUAUAGUAUUUAAAAAUCUCAAUGACCUUAGCUAUCGUUACAAUCGUAUUCUCAUUGUCCAUAAUGACGCUUUCAGUAACCUACCAAAUUUGGUUAAUCUUACUUUAAAUAUCAACUCAAUCGCAUGGUUUGGCAGAUGGGCCCUUAAGGGUCUAAGGAAGCUUGAGAAUCUACGAUUGGACAAUAAUUUAAUGACGGACUUGUUCUAUGAAACAUUUCAAGACCAAGUUAACCUCAAAACACUAAACUUAAACUCAAACCGUAUUUCUGUCAUUUUCAACAUGACAUUUGCGAGUUUAGGAAAACUGAAAACACUGGACCUUGGGGGAAAUAUAAUCACUCAUAUUGAAAAAGGAGGCUUUCAUGGGCUUACAAGUUUGUCCAAACUUAUUUUAGAUGAUAAUAAUCUCAAACAAAUUGACACUUCUCAGUACUAUGCAUUUUCUGAUAAACUCAAAGUGCUAAGCCUCAAGAGCAAUAAAAUCAGCUUUUUUUCUCAAACUGUCAGUUCACCAUUUAUGAAUCUCAGUGAGCUCAAUGAGCUGAGUUUAGACAGUCAGCAGCCCUAUGGACUCAUUCUUUUACCCCGGCAUUUCUUCCGGGGCCUCCAUUCUUUGAAAAAACUGCAUCUCACCAACAAUCACAUAUCUCACUUGGCACCAGAUGCAUUUGAUGAUCUGACAGAGCUGCAAUAUUUAAACUUAGACUAUUGCUGUGUUGGUGCCAUUGAACUUCAGCCAGGAAUAUUCAAAAACCUAAAGAAUCUGAACCGACUGAUAGUUGAAAACAUGGGACUCCAGAAUUUCUCAAAAAAAGUGUUUGGAAACCUCACAAAACUACAGUCGUUGCAGCUUAACCGCAACGUAAUGCAUAGUAUUGAUGUGGACUCCCUUGAAAGUCUGCCAGACCUGCAAUACAUGGACAUACGCAAUGUUCCUCUGAGUUGCACCUGUGAUAAUUCACAACUGCAAAACUGGACCGUUAACAACCCUAAAGUUCAGGUGGUGUUCCUACAUGAUCACCCCUGUCAAGAAAGCACAAAACAUAAAUUCUACAGUUUUGAUACCAAGGUGUGUUAUGUAGACUUCGGACAAUACCUUUGUUUCACCACAGCAGCUGUUAUUUUUCUUUUUACACUUGUUCCAAUUAUUUACAUGAAGCUCUACUGGACAUUUAAGUACAGCUACUUUGCAUUUCGUGCCUGGUUUAGCAAGCAGUGGCGCCGACUGAGAGAUGAAGAAGAAAACUGUGUAUAUGAUGCUUUUAUCUCAUACAAUUCCUCCGAUGAACAAUGGGUUAUGGAGCAGCUAGUGCCCAAUCUAGAGGGAAAUGGGUCAUCUUUCAAACUCUGUCUACAUCACAGAGACUUUGAGGUUGGACGCAAUAUUGUGGAUAACAUUGUUUCUGCAGUAUACAGCAGCCGUAAAACCAUCUGUGUGGUGAGCAGGAACUUUCUCAGAAGUGAGUGGUGUUCACUGGAAAUUCAACUGGCCAGUUACCGCCUCUUUGACGAGCACAGGGACGUUCUACUUUUGGUUUUUCUGGAGACUAUUUCAGAACGUCAGAUUUCAUCAUACCAUCGAAUGAGGAAGGUCAUGCUCAAAAAGACCUAUCUGCAGUGGCCCGGCUCUGAUUGCACACACCCAGAACAAGCCCAAAAGCUGUUCUGGACCCAGCUUCAGAGAGCUAUGAAGGAGAACAGCCAAUGUGAAAAUGAGCGGUGCAAAAGUACACAGUCCGAGUAUGAAAUAUCAGAUGAAACGCAUUACCUGCUACCUUGA
Molecule: messenger RNA, 3276 nt
Organism: Periophthalmus magnuspinnatus
Lineage: Eukaryota; Metazoa; Chordata; Actinopteri; Gobiiformes; Gobiidae
Gene: tlr21
Product: toll-like receptor 21
Exons: 2
Coding region: 343-3276 (977 amino acids)
Biological process (GO): immune response; inflammatory response; toll-like receptor signaling pathway
Cellular component (GO): membrane
Molecular function (GO): transmembrane signaling receptor activity; protein binding
Source: RefSeq, a predicted model, not a curated record